Cuscuta campestris is the source of this 2937-nucleotide messenger RNA. The record is from the annotation of a GenBank genome assembly. Lineage: Eukaryota; Viridiplantae; Streptophyta; Magnoliopsida; Solanales; Convolvulaceae.
GGAUGCAUAUUCUUUGAUAUUUCUGAACCCUCAAAAAUAAAAAAGAAUUCUCCCCAACAGGCAACGACUCAAAAUAAAAACCCAAAAAAAUCAAGAAAGGGGAAGGGACAAAGAAGCAGAGGCAGUCGCCAUGGCCGUCAUCCCGCCGGCUACAGAGUUCGGAGAUCUAUGCGACGAAAUCGCCGAAACCAUCUUCUCUUUCGUCCCCCUGAAAUCCCUAGCGAAGCUGGAGACCGUUUCCAAAUCAUGGUGGCAGUUGAUUGCCAGAGUCCGGCUGCACCACCCGCCCGCCACCGACUCCGGUCCGAGGCGCCGGAAUCUCUCAAAAAUCGGUCUUCUUGAAGCUCCACUACCCCCACAACGCCGAGCUCUGCACCGUCGACUCCUCCGCCCCGAACAAAUUCCCCUUCUUGAUCGAUUCAUGCAACGGGUUAAUCCUCUACGGCGCCGUGGACGACAAAAAGACUUGGAAUUACAUCGUACAUUCCCAGGUUUCCGACCAAUCCAUAGCCCUCCCUCCCUCGAACUCCGUGUACAGACCCGCAUUCGUCGCACUGGCCUUUGACCCGAGGAAGAACGCCCAAUUCAAAGUCGUGGGCUUUUUCUGGAACGAGGUGAAUCCCCUCUCCAUUUCUGUGAACUCUAUGAUUUUCAGGUCUGAAUCUUGGGAGUGGAUGCAGAAACAGGGGAAGCUCUUGAAUUCGGGUCUGAUUUCCGAAGAGGGCUUCGUGUUUGGACAAUGCUUUGGCCCUGCAAUCUAUAUGAACUCAAGAUUACAUCUGAUAUGGUGCUUCUGUCUCUUAAUCUUUGAUGAAGACGACGAUGAAUUCACAGUUUUGCCACUCCCAAGAAACCCCAAUGGAUCAUCAUAUUCAUACCACAAUCCCUGCCACCGCUCGCUAUGGGAAUCGGAGGGCAAACUGAAUCUUUGUGACCCGGAUGAACACGGGUUCCGAAUCUGGGAGUUCAGCAACAACACCCAUGAAUCAUUAUGGAAAUUGCGUCGGUUUGUGGUUCUGGACGAUUUAAUUUCAGAAACGAGGAGGGAGACGGGGGUGAGAGUGACUGUGGGGAAUUCCAUAAGGUCCUCUGGGUUGAAUGAGGAUUUGCAGAUUCUGUAUAUUCAUGUGGUUGUGUGCAAGAAAAUCGUAGGGUACAGCUUUUAGACUAAGAGGGUUGUGGGGGUUUGGUCCUAUGGAGAUAUGGGAGAAGAUUUCCAGCUUCGUACAUCCAUUGGAAACAACUAUUAGAAGAAGGGUAUUGUCGAAGGCUUCUUCUGGCAGCCGCGCUUCACACAGCGCAGAUCGGAGAGGGAAAAGAGAGGGAGUACUCUAUCGACCAGAAUGAAAACAGAGAUGACGGGCAGACCUUUAGGAAGAGCGCAUCUUGAGGGAGAGGUAAAGGUGAACGUCGUGGUUGCAGGAGUACAAUCAACAAUUCUUCAUCUUUCUCAACAUUGGCCCGGCGGCUACGGUACAUUUCUAUUUUUUUUCAUCAAAUUCAUAUAGAAACUCUCAAAUUAAGAAUAGCUAAGGGCACAACUUGGUGGUGAUUGACAUGCUAAAUAAGAGGUGCAUUUCUUUGUUUCAAUCUCUUUAAUCCCUUUGAUGCACUUCCUACGGGUGGCAGAGCUGGGCUACGCUCGCAACACCACCUGGCUUGCUGGAUUUGGGAUUGGCUUUGGUCUCUGGUAUCACAUAUUUCAUUUCUAGAAUUUUACAUCCGAGCAUAUCUAACAUUGCUUCUAAGUAUCUAUUAUCUAACAUGGCAUGAAAGGCUAACGGUGAAGGUUUAAUGAUUUGGGUGUAAUUGGCUACCACUCACUGUAUCUCCCCUUAUAUAUGCCGUGUUUUUAGCCGACUUCUUUCAGGUAGGUACAAUGAUCUAAUUUUUUUCUUCCCAAUGAAGAAUGACAUUCUUAUAUCCACUUUGAGCUUCAUCUGUCACUUGACUCACCUCUAUACUAAUCGUUGUUCUAUUUGGGGGCAACAAACAAUUUAGGAAGAAGAUUGGCUUUUGGAGGAGGCAUACUAUUCGGAGAUGAAAGACGCGGGGUUCAUUGAUGCAGAUUGGAAAUAGUAUUUUACGCGUUGUGAUCGCCUCAUUGUCUAUGUACUUUGUGAAUAUUUCCACUCAUGUGAACUGUCCACAACCCCGUCCUGGAAACGCAGUGGGGGCAAAGAUCUUCCUCUUCGGUGAUUGUGUGUAAACAGACCGUUCUUCUUUUAGAGAUGCUAAGAAUGUAGAAACUGUAAGGUUAAUUCUUGGGGAGCAACAUCACCCGCAUCAGCGAGUAGAUCUACUGGUCUUCUUCUUCUUUCAACGUGGUAGCAAGGUAAUGCUUUCUAUUCGAGUUUUAUUCAAUUUUUAAAAAAUUCUUUCAUACUUUGUGGUAUAUAUGUAACUUUAUAUAUUUUUGCACUUGAUAUUUCAAUUAUUCUCUAAUAAUUAUCUUUAUUUGAAUGCAUCAAUCUACAGUUUUGAGUGUAUUACAUAAGCUUACCUAAGAUCAAGAGCAAAUAGAGUGGGGUAAUUUAAAUUAGUGUUACACUGUCAAUUUAUUUGUUCUUAUUUUGAUAGGUUACCGCGAGUAUACUAUGAAUGUGCCUGAAAUUGUUUGUAGUCUAGGUUCUGUUUGGGAAGGCUGCAUUGGCAUAUCUGCAGUGAAGGUUUGAAUUAUGUUAUUGAUGAAUCCUAGUUUUAAUCAUGUUAUUGAUGAAUAAUGUGUCUUCAAACCUUCAUUUUCAUGUAGUUAUUCUUUGGGUGUUGUUAUUUUUCUCAGUCAAUGAAUGAGCAAAAGAGAGAAAUGAAGUUGAUGGACCGUGAAGCUACAGUUUCCUCCUAUGUAGGUGGUUCGAAAAGACUCAAAUAUUGUUGGUAGAGAAGGCAUCCCUCUUCAGGAAGGAUCAGAAAAGGUAAUACAAUAGGCGUAACUUU